Molecule: messenger RNA, 1823 nt
Organism: Opisthorchis viverrini
Lineage: Eukaryota; Metazoa; Platyhelminthes; Trematoda; Opisthorchiida; Opisthorchiidae
Exons: 13
Coding region: 116-1564 (482 amino acids)
Biological process (GO): dephosphorylation
Molecular function (GO): phosphatidylinositol-3-phosphate phosphatase activity
Source: RefSeq, a predicted model, not a curated record
CGGCAGUGAGCGAACGAUGCUCCACUUUGGUUCGUCGGGACUAUUAUAUCAAGGUUUGGUUAGGCCUGCUUAUAAUACAAAUAAACUCUAGGAAUUGGAAAACUCGGAUGCCUCCAUGUGUGCCCAUUAUCCACCUGCGCUACUUUUACCUGAACUCGAUGACAACUGUUCAACAGAAGAUUUGCAGAAACUUAUCUCUCAGGCAAAGUUCGCGCGCAGUCGAACACGCUUUGUGUGCCCUGUGCUCAGUUUUGGCCGCAAGGUUGUAUGCAGAUCCAGUACACUGAGCGGUUCCCUCGAAUUAUAUGGUCGCCAGUUUGCCAGUGUCGCAGGGUUCAAUUUCGAUACCACUUCAGGACUACCGCAAGUACCGAAUAAUGCUCGAAACUCGAAUCCUGUCGGCGUCCAUGAAGUCCAGUCCACUUUGGAUCAUUUUCGAGACAACGAUUGUGAACUCCUAAAGAGAUUCCGCGUCGCCUACAUUUGCGACUUCAUGCUUGAAUACCGGAAGAUGAAAUACCGUCUACCAGUCACAUCUUCAGAAAAAGCAGAUAGCCACCGUCGUUAUCACGAUUUUGAUGUACUGGCUCUACCCUAUCCUGGAAGCGAGUUUUUCCGCGUCUGGCGCGACAGUGAAUAUGCCAUGACUGAUUUAGUAUUUGACUGGGAGCAGGCUGGUAUUGAGGUGGAACUGCGUGAGGAGAGUCUUCGUGGAACAUUGCUAACUUCAGGAAUUGACUGGACGGCUUAUAAGACGUGGGAUGUCACUACGUUGACGGGCAAUUACCUGAAACUACUACUGGGACUAUUAGUUGAAGGUGCCGGUGGCAUGCUACUUCACUGUGUAUCCGGUUGGGAUAGAACUCCCUUGUUUAUAAGCCUAAUGCGCUGCGUUUUGUGGGCGGAACAACUGGCCCAUCAAAGCCUGGGAGCUAGUGAAAUGUUGUACUUUACUCUGGCCUACGAUUGGUUUCUGUUCGGACACAAACUUCGCACGCGAUUAGAAUCUGGUGAGGAAAUCCUUCUGUUCGCCUUCCGGUUCCUUGCCACAAUAGCGUCCGAUACCAGUUUUUCCCUUCGUGACGUCUAUGGUGUCCACCUGACGCUCGCAACCCUGGACAAGUCAUCUAAUUUCAUCGGUUUCGAUUACCGACGAAUAAGCACUAUGGUUUACUCCACUUUUCAACGUUCUGAUAUUCCAAGGGAACUCAAAUGUUCGCCCAUCGAACGGCGGCAUCGCCUAGAACAAUUGUCAACAAUUUUCCAGAUUACGUGGGAGAAUGCUUUGGAGAUGUACAACCCUCUCGGCCGGCCGGUGGACACACUUCCCAAUAGAACUCAGCUAUCUGGAUCUUGGGUCGUGCCGCUUGGAGAAACUCCGGAAGACGACAGGACUGCCAAAUACUCGCCGUUAUCUAUGGUUUCUCAGAUCUCCAGCGUGGUCACUUCAGCUGCUGCAAUGGCCUACGAAUUAGCCAAACCACUACUGGGUGAACGGGCAGAUACGGAAGCCAGUUCAUCCGUCCAACCUGGAUCCCGAUCUGAGGACCCACCGGACAUUUGAGGACAAUGGUGAUAAUGCGUAUCCCCAAUACUUUACUUUCCACCUGAAACGUGCUCAGUCUAUUCUUUCCUUGAUGAAAGUCAAGUGUAUUGUCUUUCUGUACCAUUCCACACUGUCAGGUCCGAGAGUUGCUUUUGACUUGCUGUCGGUGGAUCAUGAUAAUAUCGUUCUCAUACUUUGUGUUUGAUAAAGUGCUAUGCGACCACAAUAUAUUUCGAAUUUGUCAGUCCAGAUUGGUUAAUUACACAAACUUUCAAAC